GUGCUAACGGAUUACCUUGUUUGGGCUUCCUGUGGAUAGACUGAAAUGCAAGAUGGCGACCAAACGGGCCGUAGACCACGAGCAAAGUUCACUCAGCAAAAAACGGCAAAAAACAACAACCAAGGCUAAUAAAACAGAUGAGCUAGAGAAAGAAGUAGACUUUCCAAGAGGAGGUGCUAGCGCUCUUAGUCCUCUGGAAGUUCGCAGGAUUAGGCAAGAAGCUGAGAAAGAUGUUCUUUUUGGGAGAGGAGAAGAAGAGAGCAAGAAAAAGAAGAAAAAAACAAAACCAAAGAAGAAAGCUUCAAAUGAUGAUGAGGAUCAGUCAGUUGAAUAUGAAUCAUCUACCAAACACAAGCAUGUUGAGAGCCUUUCUUUUAAGAAACUCAUCCCUGGGCUGAAGUUACUUGGUGUUAUAAGAGAGGUCAAUCAGUUUGAGAUGAUUGUAAGCUUACCAAAUGGAUUGACAGGAUUUGUUAGUAUCUUUGAUAUAAAUGAGAGGAUUACAUCUUUGCUGGCCUCUCAUGAUGAGAAACAGGACGAGGAAGAAGAGGAUAACAUUCCAUUGCUAGAGGAUCUUUUUACUGUCAACACCUUAGUAGUGUGUGUAAUCAAAGAGAUUAACGCAGAGAAGCAUGGAAACAAGAAGAUCCAACUGUCAAUCAAUCCUGACGAUAUUAACAAUGGAUUGACUAACAUUACCCAAGGAAUGGUAAUUAAUGGUUUUGUGUCCAGUGAAGAGGACCAUGGCUAUGUUAUUUUGUUUGGUAUUCCAGGAAAAUCUGGCUUUCUUACCAAAAAACAACUUCCACCAGGUAGCCUUAGUGUUGGACAGCCUGUUCAAGUUCUGGUUAAGUCAUCAGAUAAGGAAGGGAGAGUUAUCACUUUGAGUUUAGACAGAGAAAAAAUAAACUCUGCAGUGGUGACAGAUGAAAUGAAGCCCAAAUUUUCCAGUCUUGUUCCUGGAAUGUUAGUCAAGGCAACUGUAAAGGAGUGCACAUCCAGUGGUCUUCUGGUAUCUUUUCUCUCUAUGUUUGAAGGUAGUGCUAGCUUAAUCCACUUGCCUGAAAAUGGAGAUGAUGGAGUAAAUCUAGAAGAAAAAUAUAAGAAAAAGUCGAAGCUUGUAGGUCGCAUACUACAUGUCAACCCCAAGAGUAAAUCUGUUGGAAUCAGUUUUCAUGCCAGCAUUAUCGCAAAUGCACCCCAUGCAUUUGGCAAGCUUGCAUUUGGGGAUAUCAUUGAGAAUGCAACUGUGGUUAGAAUAGAUCAAGGACUUGGACUGUUGAUGAAAGUGAUGGACAGUUUCCAUGGUUAUGUACAUAUUUCGCAUGUUGCUGAUAGCCACGUGGACAAACUAGGGAAAAAAUACAAGGCAGGGACACAGCACAGGUGUCGUAUUCUGGGUUUCAAUUCAAUAGAUGGACUUGUGUCAUUGACAAUGCAAAAGUCAGUUAUUGAAAGGCCAUUUCUUCGCUACAAUGAUAUCAAAGUUGGAUCUGUUGUAGAGUGUAAGAUAUUAACCCUAGAAAAGUUUGGAAUGCUUGUGUCAGUGUCACAAAACAUCAGAGGACUGGUUACCACACUGCAUUUUGCUGACAUCAUCCUUAAACACCCUGAAAAGAAACUAAAGGACGGCAAGGAAAUCAAGUGCAGGGUACUAACAGUUGAUCCUGAGAAGCGACGCCUACACCUAACCCACAAAAAGACCCUUGUUUCAUCGGACCUUCCCAUCAUCACUCAGUACAGUGAUGCUACGAGAGGGAUGACGACACAUGGUUUCAUUACAUCCAUCAGAGAGCAUGGCUGUAUUGUCACCUUUUACAAUAAUGUCAAAGGUUUUAUACCAAAAUCUGAACUAAGUAUUCAGCCACAAGAAGAUCCUCAUCAAGUCUUCUACGUUGGCCAGGUUCUAACAUGUCAUGUAAUGAGCAGUCAACCAGAGCAAGGGAAGAUGAAGUUGAGCCUAAAGGCUAGUUCUGCAUUGGCAUCACCUUCAUCUAACCAACAAGAGAGUGGAAAACCAGGAACCAAGGUUGAUAUUGAUGUUGUGGCCAGCAGCAGCGAAGGACUUGAUGUAAUAGUCCAACCUAAAGGAUUCCCAGCCUUGUUGCCUGUAACUCAUCUGUCAGAUCACCCURGUCACUGUGAACCUUUGGUCAAUCUCUACAAACCAUCUGAAAAACCAGUCAGGAUAAGUGAUGCUUUGUACUAUGGGCAAGGCAACAAAAAGACAAAUAUUGUUUCUCUCAAGCCAUCACUCAAAGCUGCUGCACAAAACAAGAACCAGCUGAAGAGUUUUGAAGAACUUGAGGUUGGAAUGGUCCUUCCAGGUUUUGUGAGGCAGAUUAUGGGAUAUGGCGUGUUCAUUGAGUUUGCUCCUAGAAUCUUUGGGCUUGCACCCAACUCUUUCCUUGCCAAUCAGUUUAUCUCUGAUGCUUCAGCACAUUUCAAGAUUGGACAGUCAGUAAUAGCAAAGGUGACUGAAAUUGACGAAGAGCGUAAAAGAUUCCUUGUGAGUCUGAAGCAGUCAGAUGUCAUGUCAGAUAACGAUGGCCAGUGGGAUCCAAGAAUGGCUGUAGAACUGCUUCGAAACUAUCUUAAGGAGCAAGAAAUGAUACUAGAAAAUAUUGCUAGUAAAUCAGAGAAAGCCAACAACCUGUUAUCUUUAAAAAGAGGAAGUUGUAUUGAAGCAAAAGUGAUUUCUGUCAAGAAACAUGGUAUUACUCUACAACUUGCCAAUGAUUUGAAGGGAUUUGUCCCACAUCAGCUAGCACAAGGUGUUAGCUGCCAGGUAAGUGAGGUUGUAUAUGGUGUUCUUUUGGAUUAUAACAUUGACAACAUGAUGGCAGACAUAACCCUGAUGCCGAAGAUCGUAGAUGAAAGAAAAAAAGAAAUGGGUCACAAGCCAAGCAAGAAAAAGAAGCUCAAGAGUAAUCAAGCAGUUGAUUGCAGUGUGCAGCUUAUUAAAGAAGAUUACAUGAUAGUCUGUUUGGAUGACCAACAACACUACAGUUUGGCGUUUGCCCCUUCCAAGAUGCAUCUGAAUGACAUAACAGAUCCAUCCAAGAAAUUUGUUAUAGGACAAAGUUGUACUGCUACAGUUCACAGCUUGCAGCCUUGCAUUGUUGUGCUUCCAGAGAGGAGUAUUAGUUCAGAAAAUAUUAAACCUGGCAUAGAAACUACUGCAGUUGUCAAGUCUGUCAAAGGUCUUCAGAUGAAUGUACAACUAGACAAUUUUGGGUUGAAUGGAAGAGUUCAUAUCUGUCAUGCUGCAGAUGUCAUUGAGAAGGGAAGCUCUCCCUUAAAACAAUAUCAUCCCAAUGACAAGAUUAAAGUGAAAGUCUUGGGGAUAAGAGAUGCCAAAACUCACAAGUUUCUUCCAAUAACACACAAGAAUUUUAGUAAAGCAUUUGCAGAACUGUCUCUAAAACCAAGUGAUCUUGCAUCAAGCUCUGCUGAAACAGAAUACAAAGAAAAGAAGCUUGAAGAUUACAAGAUUGGUGAUAAAGUUACUGCUUUUGUCAAAUCAGCUACAGAUCAUUGUGUCUGGAUGGUUGUCUCAACAUCAGUCACUGGUAGACUAUCGUUAUUACAAGCCUCAUCUGAUAUAAAGGUUCUUAAGAAGCUUGCUGCACAUUUCAAGCAAGGCAAUGGCUAUACUUGUCAUGUGAUUGGUGUUGAUACCACCCAUGAUGCUUUGGACCUGUCAAUAACUUAUAAGCCAGAUGAUGCCUUGGGCAAGGGUCAGGUAGUACCAGGGCGCAUCAGUCGGGUUAAACCAUCCUCUGGUCUCUUUGUACAACUGCCCUUGAAUAAAUGUGGUAUGGUGUCCUUGACAGACGUACAGGACCAUUAUACUGAAAACCCACUAGAGAAGUUUAAAGAGAGACAGAUUGUCGAGUGUUACAUCUUAGGUCAAAAGGAUGAUGAACAUUUUGACUUGUCUCUGAGGCCUUCAAGGACGGAAGCGGAAAGUACUAAAAACCAAACAGUUGAUGAUGGUGAUUAUCAGCCUACUAUUGAUCGUGACAUUGAAGAUCUAACAGACAUAGACGUUGGUGACCUAGUAAAAGGUUACGUCAAGGCUAUUGGCAAGGCAGGAGUGUUUGUUAGCCUGUCUCACACCAUUGUCGCUCGUGUGCAGAUCAAGAAUCUUUCACAUUUCUUUGUUAAAGACUGGAAGCCACUUUUCCCUCUUGGUAAACUCGUUACUGGAAAGAUACUAAGCAUUGAUCCAUCAACUGGACACGUGGAGAUGUCCUUAAAGGGGAAAGACACAGGGUUACAAGACCCUGCACCAAACCCAAAGAUAAAAGACAAAGAAAAAUCAAAGAAAAGAAAAAGAACAGCUGGUUCAAGUGAUUUAAAAACUGUUAAUGAUGAUGGGGAUGACAAUCAUGGUGACGAGGAGGAUGAAGAAACAGUGCUUAAGAAACUCAAAGCAGGCGAAUCAGAUAGCGAAGAAGAAGAAAAGCAAGAUACCGACAUUGAAAGUGAAGAAUCUGACGAAGAAGAAGACGAAGAGGACAUGUCUGAAGAAGAAGUGGAUAUGGAUGUCAAGAAGCGUUCAAGUACGGUUCCACGAUUACAGGUUUCUGGGGGUUUUGAUUGGAAUGCUGCUGAUGAUAAUGCAGAUAAUCACCCAGAUGACAGUGAAGACAGCAGUGACAGUGAAACAGAGACUGCGGAACAGGUUUCACGAAAGAAGAGUAAAAGACAAAAGAGAGCAGAAAAGAAAGCAGAAGAAGACUUCUUAUACAGGACAGAGCAAGCUCUCCUGGAUCAAGACCGUCCCCCGGAGUCUGCAGAGGAUUUUGAUCGUUUGGUGCUGACAUCUCCUAAUAAUUCAGUUCUUUGGCUUCAGUACAUGGCAUUUUAUCUCCACACUACGGAGAUUGAGAAAGCUAGGACAGUUGCUGAAAGAGCAAUCAAGACCAUUUCAUUUAGGGAAGAACGUGAGAAAUUAAACAUCUGGGUUGCUCUGAUGAACCUUGAAAACCUGUAUGGAACACAAGAUACUCUAGUCAAGGUGUUCGAAAGAGCACUGCAGCACAAUGACCCCAAGAAAGUCUUCUUCCAUUUGAUAACCAUUUACUCCAAAUCAGACAAGAAUGAGCUUGCCGAACAGCUGUUCCACAGCAUGACCAAGAGAUUCAGUCAAAGCAAGAAAGUGUGGAUCGAGUUUGGCAGGUUUUACAUGAAGAACGGAAAACUUGAAUCGGCCAGGAAAAUCCUGCAGCGAGGGCUUAAAAGCUUGCCUAAGAGAAAACACGUGGAAACGGUUAUCCAAUUUGCCAUCAUGGAAUUCAAGCAUGGUGACCCUCAGCGAGGCCAGACAGUUAUGGAAGAGGUGUUAAGUAAUUACCCCAAGAGAUCAGACUUGUGGUCAGUGUAUAUCGACAUGAUGGCCAAGCAAGGCGACCCUGAGGCUGUCAGGAAUAUCUUUGAGAGGGUGAUUCACAUGAACUUGUCUUCUCGAAAAAUGAAAUUCUUUUUCAAGCGAUAUCUGGCCUUUGAACGCGAAUACGGCGACGAACUUAGCGUUGAGAAUGUGAAGACUAAAGCCAUGGAGUAUGUGGAGUCGAAAGUGGCAUUGAAUUGAGAAAAAGUGGAGGAAAAUUGGAAUGAAAGAAACAGGAAAGGACGGAUGAACAUCUUAGAGAAAUGCAAUUUGAAAGAAAUAUUUGAGAGAGAGUUUUUAAUCAAAUUUAUCACUUCUUGAAGAGUUACAUAAUAUUUUAAUUCAGUUUUUGGAGGAGAUGUCAAUGAUUAAUGCGAGGUGUAUAACAUGAAUGAUCAACUAAAAAAAGAAUAACAGAAUCCAUGAUGAUGAAGACAUUAUUGUUGAGAAUGUGAAGCAAAACUAGUUCUUGAUAAUAAAAAUAAAUGACACAUG
Messenger RNA from Actinia tenebrosa (Australian red waratah sea anemone), 5893 nucleotides. RefSeq names its product protein RRP5 homolog. Gene Ontology annotation, molecular function: protein binding; RNA binding. Gene Ontology annotation, biological process: rRNA processing. Gene Ontology annotation, cellular component: small-subunit processome; nucleolus. The record is from RefSeq and is a predicted model, not a curated record. Lineage: Eukaryota; Metazoa; Cnidaria; Anthozoa; Actiniaria; Actiniidae.